Bufo bufo (common toad) is the source of this 3050-nucleotide messenger RNA. RefSeq lists its product as uncharacterized. The record is from RefSeq and is a predicted model, not a curated record. Bases 3 to 3050 code for a protein of 1015 amino acids. The transcript is spliced from 11 exons. NCBI's taxonomy places the organism in Eukaryota, Metazoa, Chordata, Amphibia, Anura, Bufonidae.
UCAUGGCCACCUCACGCGUUGUCCUCCUUCUCCUCCUUCUCCAUUCAGUUGCAGCUUUGAGGUUCUUUGUCCCGAACACUCAUAAAGCAUUUCUGGGGGGAAAUGUGCAGAUCCCGUGCUCGUUCACCGUGGAUAAACCUCCAGUCGACCGCACGCUGCUUGUGAUAACUUGGUACUUUCAAGGAAAACAAGUCUUAAGAGUCGAUGACAAAUCAGAGACAACAACGAAUCCAAGAUUGUCCUAUGUGGACAGAGCCUGGGACGGGGGCGCCGAUCUGUUAAUUUCAAACCUAGCGCUAUCUGAUGGCGGCCUUUACAAAUGCUCUGUCCUAUACGGCUCACAGAGGAAGGAGGGGGAAGUCCGGCUGGACAUUCAAGCUCCUCCGCAGGUGACAAUCACGGGUAAAACAGUUGUACUGAAUGAUAAGAGCGUCAUGCGCUGCUCCGUCACUGGAUUCUACCCGGUGGACCUUGGUAUUAAAUGGUUCAGGGGCUCGGAGAUGCUGAGGGAUGUCACUACAGAUGAGCCCUGGAGGAACCCAGACAGGACGUACAAUGUGAACAGCUCGGUGACAAUCAUCCCCACCGACGAGGACAGAAAGCUGAACUUCUCAUGUACAGUCCAACAUGAAUCUCUUCAGCAACCUCUCCAAGAAACGUUCCAACUUUUAUAUGGAGCUAUCCCAACUGUGCACAUCCUUCCUCAUGCUUUCAAAAAGAAUGUAGAACAGCCAUUGGUCUGUCACGUCUCUGGGUUUUACCCAGAAUCCAUUGUGGUGAAUUGGUUCUUGAACGGGACAUCUGUGGAUAAAACCGAAACAAGGAGAAUUAACAGCUCAGCCCUGGAAGCUGUCCUCCAAUUCAUGCCAACAGAGGAGAACUGGGGUACGGAGGUCUCCUGUGUGGUGGAACAUGAAACCCUACUACGUCCGGAAGCUAAGAGCCUGAUCAUACUGGGGAAAGAUCUGAAGGCACAUUACAAACUUCUCGUUGUAGCGGUCGCUAUAUUACUGUCUGCUGGAUUAGGAGCUGGGACCAUUUUCUUUUAUGUGUAUAGAUACAGACAGAAACGCCAUCCAAAGCUAAGGAACAUCACACAGGUGACAGACGGCAGCUUCACUUUGAAUGUGGACCAUUUUUACCCCAAAGAAAUCUCAGUCACCUGGGAAAUCUUUCAACCUUCUUCAAGUAAAAACCCACAGAACCUGGAAUCUACAAACGUCAUGCAAGAAAACCCAGAUGGCACUUUUAAUGUGACCAGCACCACUGAAAGCCUCAGAGACAAAGUCAACGCAGGAGAGGAGUAUACCCUGCGUGCUACGGUGACUCACCGGAAACUGAAGCAUCCGUCCUACAAAGAAUGGACGCCUCAUCAGAACAAAGACAACACAUAUUUAAUGUCUUCUCCAGAACUGGGGGAAAUAUUGACACCAAAUCUGACGCUGAACAGCCAGACGCAGCUCCAGUGCACAAUCUCACGUUUUUACCCCGAUAAUCUCACUGUGAACUGGAUUAAGAAAGUAAAGGGUAAUGAGGAAAUAAUGAAGACGUCUGAGAAAUACAAGAUUACACCUCACACGUCACAGAAGCAGCGUGACAAGACAUUUACCUGCACAGCAUGUCUACUGCUCACCCCAUCGCUGGAGGAUCAAGGCGCAGAGAUCAUCUGUAGAGUCGCACAUCCCAGCCUGGAGCAGCCGGCGGAGAGGAGCACAGGACAGAUACAAGUGUGCGUAAAACCUACACUCGACCAUCCCAUACAGCUUUCCAUCAGUGACUCCGGAGAUGUGAUAGCAGCUUUAUCUCUUCUAAAGUUUUAUCCUAAAGACAUAAGCAUCACAUGGAGCGAUGGUCAAUCCCAGGAGAAGAGGCCGUCAGUUGAAUGUGCCGCUGAAAAUCCUGAAGGCACCUUCUCCAUUACUACAAGGUGUACAAUCCCCGGGCAGAGCUUUAACGACGUGGAUUUUAAAAUGAAAGUGACAUGGAAACAUAAAACAAUGGAGCGGGCAGAAAGCAGAGAGAUGUCUGUAAGAGAUGCAGAUUUUCCUUGGCGUCCAAGAAUUGUGGAAAUGACUCCUCUGAUUCUGCAAAUGGGCGAACAGACUGCAGUCACUUGCAAAAUCUCAAUGUUUUUCCCUGAUAACUUGACGGUGAACUGGUACGAGAAGGUUGGGGAAUCUGUAACACAGUGUAUGGAUGGAACUUACAACAUGUCUAAGAAACCGGAGAGAACUGCUGAUACCCUGUGCUCCUGCUCAGCCUCCUUAUCAUUCAUGGCUCAGUCAGAGCCUGAAGACCUCGAAUUUAUCUGCAAAGUUUCACAUCCUAGCCUAAAGGAUCCAAUAGAAUGGAGCACAAAGAAAGCAACGAAGAGGGUGACUCCACAGAUGGUGAAGCCUGUGACUUUAACCCCCGGUGCAUCAGACACAGUGACCUGCUCCAUGAGUUUAUUAAAGUUUUAUCCAUCAAGUAUUAAGAUUACCUGGAAAAAUAUGGCAGAUAAUAAACCAAUCCCUUCAACCAGAAAACUUAUCCAGACGGACGAGGAACAGACCUUUGAUGCUACAAGUGAAUGCACAGUUCCCUGGAAAGAUUUCCGCUCUGGAGUGCGAGUGACUUGGGAGCAUGAAUCCCUGACAUCUCCUCAGCAUCACGACCUCCCUGUAACAGAUCUUCCCUGGCGUCCGGUCUUUGAAGAAAUAGAGAAACCCGUUUUCCAUGUGAACACUGAAGCCAGAUUACAGUGUAAAAUCUCUCAGUACUUUCCAAACGAUCUCACUGUGACCUGGUACAGGAAGACGACAAAAAGUGGAUAUGAAAAGCUAACCGAGGACACUACAACCACAGCAGAGAGACAGCCUGACAACACGUACACCUGUACCUCCAGCCUGGUAGUCAGACCAUCCAUACAAGACCAUGAUGAAGCAGAGAUCAUCUGCACAGUGCAGCAUCCGAGCUCAGAGCAACACGUGGAGAAAUCUACAGGACCAAUACAAGUCUAUGGUGAGUCCUUCUCCAGUAAUUACCAAGUAGAACUGAUACAUCAUUAA